UAAUAAUAAUAAUAAUAAUAAUAAUAAUAUAGGCCUAGGUCUAAAUCGAAAAAGGAAAAUAUAUUUUGUGGCCUUUAUCUGGUUGCCUUUGUAGAUACAUAAAUCAGUAUAUCUAAUAUAAAUAUAUUUCUAUAUUUUGCAAUGGGUGUGCGAUGUGGACCGUUGGGGAUGUGCUUCGUUUUCGGUCUUCUCUGUGCCGACGCUGCUUCGGUGAACAGGCAGUAUAUCAACGAAUGGGCUGUAGAAAUCCCCGGGGGAGCCGAUGCUGCCCGGGCAAUCGCCGAAGAGCUGGGCUACCAACUGGUCAGACAGAUUGGGGCUCUGGAAAAUCACUACUUGUUCAAACACCAGAGUCACUCCAGGAGAUCAAGAAGAAGUGCUGAGCAUAUAACGAAAAGGCUGUCGGAGGACAAGAGGGUGUCAUGGGCGGAACAGCAGUAUGAGAAGCAGCGGCGAAAGCGGGAUGUGCUCAGUACAGAAUGUACUAACUGCCCAGUGGAAAACCUCUUCGAUGACCCCAUGUGGAGUCAGCAGUGGUACUUGCAAGACACCCGGACAUCAGCAUCACUGCCAAAGCUGGAUCUCCAUGUGAUUCCUGUGUGGCGAAAGGCGAUCACCGGAAAGGGGGUGGUCAUCACUGUCUUGGAUGAUGGCCUGGAGUGGAACCACACGGAUAUCUACCCCAACUAUGACCCGGAAGCCAGUUACGAUUUUAAUGACAAUGACCCUGACCCCUUCCCCAGAUACGACUCCACUAAUGAGAACAAGCAUGGAACAAGGUGUGCUGGUGAAAUUGCGAUGCAGGCUGACAACAAGAAGUGUGGAGUUGGGGUGGCUUACAACUCCAAGGUCGGAGGGAUCCGCAUGUUGGAUGGCAUAGUGACGGAUGCCAUUGAGGCCAGCUCCAUUGGCUUCCGACCUGAUCACGUGGACAUCUACAGUGCCAGCUGGGGCCCCAACGAUGAUGGCAAAACAGUGGAGGGGCCGGGACGCCUGGCACAGAAGGCCUUCGAGUAUGGCAUCCAGAAUGGUCGCGGUGGGAAGGGCUCCAUCUUUGUGUGGGCUUCAGGAAAUGGGGGCAGACAGGGAGAUAACUGCGACUGUGAUGGCUACACAGACAGCAUCUACACCAUCUCGAUCAGCAGCGCCUCGCAGCAGGGCCUGUCCCCCUGGUACGCUGAGAAGUGCUCCUCCACCUUGGCCACAGCCUACAGCAGCGGAGAUUACACCGACCAGAGAAUCACCAGUGCUGACCUGCACAACGAGUGCACUGAGACGCACACCGGGACCUCUGCUUCUGCUCCGCUGGCUGCUGGGAUUUUCGCCUUGGCGCUGGAGCAGAACCCCAAUCUCACCUGGAGGGACCUGCAACACCUGGUUGUUUGGACAUCAGAGUUUGACCCUUUGGCUAACAACCCGGGCUGGAAGAAGAAUGGUGCUGGGUUGAUGGUGAACAGCCGGUUUGGCUUCGGGCUCCUGAACGCCAAGGCGCUUGUAGACUUGGCAGAUCCUAAAUCAUGGAAGCAUGUCCCGGAGAAGAAGCAGUGCAUUGUGAAGGAUGACGACUUUCAGCCAAGGUCAUUGAAAGCUGCUGGUGAGAUCACCAUCGAAAUCCCCACAAAAGCCUGUGCUGGACAAGAGAACGUCAUCAAGUCCCUGGAGCACAUUCAGAUGGAGGCCAGCAUUGAGUACACCAGGAGAGGAGACUUGCACAUCACCCUCACCUCCCCAUCAGGCACCAGCACAGUUCUGCUAGCUGAGCGGGAGAGGGACACCUCUUCCAAUGGCUUCAAGAACUGGGAUUUUAUGUCUGUCCAUACCUGGGGUGAAGAGCCUGCUGGCACCUGGACCUUAAAGAUUACGGAUAUGUCUGGUCGUAUGGAGAACAAGGGCCAGAUCAUUAGCUGGAGGUUCAUUCUGCAUGGCACAUCCGAGCGACCAGCACACAUGACGGUACCAAGGGUGUACAUUCCUUACAACGCCGUGCAGAAUGAUCGCCGCGGUGUGGAGAGGAUGGAGGACAUGUUGAAGGAGAUGCCCACUGAGGCCCAUCAACCUCCGAAGGCUCAGGCCACGUUCAAACCCACAGCCGAGGAAGCCAAGGAGAAGAAGGCUCCCUCCACUGCCCUCAUGCGACUCCUGCAGAGUGCUUUCAAUAGGCAAAGCAGUAACCAGGCCAGCCAGCCCCGCGCCAACCCUCGGCCCUACGCUGCCCCCAGGGACCCGGAGGGGGAUAACAUCCACCCACACACCCCUUACCAGAACCUAUACCAGGCCCUGGACAAGCUGAAUAAGCACAGGGGCUCUGAGGACAGCCUGUACAGUGACUAUAGUGACGCAUUUUACAACAGCAAACCAUAUAGACACAGAGAUGACCGGCUGUUACAGGCACUGCUUGACAUGGUGGCUGAAGGUGGCCAGUAGGGCGGGCGGCACUGGGUGCUGCUGGUGUGGAUGUGGUGAGGCUGCCGUAGCCUCCAGCAGCCCCGGGCACAGCAAUGUCCAGAGCAGAAAGGUUUGCUGGCUCUUCCGGUGAGGUUUAUUUGUUUUUCCCCUGUAGGCUUACUGUCUGUAACUUGUCAUGGCCUCACUAUGUGUUGAUAUUGUCUAGCCAAGGGAGGUCCAUGUCCCCUGAUGGUUUGCAUUAGACCCAGGUUUCCUAAAUUAGCCCUCAACGCAGUUCAUCAAUAGCUGAUGGACCAGAUUCGGCCAGAUUGGCACAUCUUAGGCACACUGCGUGAGCGCAGUUUCACCCACUGCAGUUUCCAUUAUUGAAUAUUUGUGAGUGUUUGAAAAAUUGAGUCUUUUUCCCCACAUAAAGUGUUCUGGUCGACCUGCUCAUGUGACUUGUACUGUUCUGCUGUUCUGUAAUAACAGUGCUGGUUAUGGCUAUGAACCCCCCCCCACCCCAAAAACUUCAU
This is a messenger RNA of Brienomyrus brachyistius, 2921 nucleotides long. It is a transcript of the gene pcsk1, whose product is annotated as proprotein convertase subtilisin/kexin type 1. Gene Ontology annotation, cellular component: trans-Golgi network; Golgi membrane. Bases 142 to 2424 code for a protein of 760 amino acids. The record is from RefSeq and is a predicted model, not a curated record. Gene Ontology annotation, molecular function: serine-type endopeptidase activity. Lineage: Eukaryota; Metazoa; Chordata; Actinopteri; Osteoglossiformes; Mormyridae. The transcript is spliced from 14 exons. Gene Ontology annotation, biological process: protein processing.